UUAGCUGUCAUUUUAGAUUCUUGUCUGUGCAAUUUAACAAACACCAUGAAGCCAUUACCAUAUGUCAUUUAUGGAAUACCAAGUAACAACUUUCACUUCAUUUCUCUUCCAAUUCUCUAGAAGCUAAGAUAUGAGUGAGAACUAAACAAAUUUUCUGCAUUGUUUUACCUUGACAGGUUUUCAUGGCAGCAUUUCCUAUGUUUUACAAAAUGCCCUACAAGGACAAAAAUUUACCAGCUCAAAAUGCAAUGAGGCAGAGUGAGAAGAGGUUCCUGUAUGAGUGUUAUAAAAUGAAGAGGUCCAUCUUUAUGUGCAGGAGUUUCCAACCAUGGAACAAAGUCAACAAUGCCCUCACAAAAUCAAACACAAGAGAGAGAAAUGUACCUAGGUGCACACUUCAUGACAAAGUUUCUCUGCAUAAGAAUGUGACAAGACUCUGUGUCUCAGACAAUCAGAGAUGUUAUUCAAAAAAAGAAAAUUUUUCCAGAGUUUGGUGCUCAGCAGGUUCUAGCUCAACUGAGAAGCAACUAAGGUCAUUAGAUUCUUAUUUUGGAAAACUCCAAGAUAAUGAAAAAUUGCGUACAUUUGAUUCCUCACACAAGGUGACACAGGUGUAUCAAACAGAGUGCCAAACUAGAUCAGAAACUGCAAUAGAGUCUCUUGAUGAGUAUCUUGGAAAAAUAAAUCAUGGAGCCAACCAAGAAUCUCGCAUGCCAUAUUAUGUUGAAAAUAGUAGUGAAGAAAAUUUAGCACCAAAACAAUCUGUGAGCGAAGACAUUGAAAGAUCACACUUUAGGAAACAAAAUGCUUUUGUGGGAAUAAGAAGACUAAAAGAUGUACACGGUCCAAGGUCUGAUACAGAUUCAUUGCAGCAUUUUGAAACCUCCAGUCUCUACCUAAUUGGCAUAUUGGUUUCUAUAAACAUUGCAGUGUUUCUAUUUGAAAUAGCAAGUCCUGUAAGGACUUCUGAUGUAGAGAUGUUUUCGAUUCCACUACUGUAUGGAGCAAAGAUAAACCAUUUGAUCAUGGUUGGAGAAUGGUGGAGGCUUAUAACACCAAUGUUUCUGCAUGCAGGAAUAUUUCACAUGGGUCUCAGUUGUUGGGCCCUUGUAACAUUUGGGCCUCAAGUUUGUAAAGACUAUGGUUCAUUCACGUUUUUCUUGAUCUAUAUAUUGGGUGGAAUUGCUUGCAACUUCACAAGUUUUCUACAUACACCAGACCCCACUGUUGGUGGAACUGGUCCUGUGUUUGCAAUAAUUGGUGCUUGGCUCAUGUAUCAAAUUCAAAACAAAGAUCUUAUUGCAAGUGAUGCUUCAGAGAGCCUGUUCCAGAAGGCAGUUAUUAUUACAGCUCUGAUGUUCAUAUUAAGCCACUUUGGUCCAAUUGACGAAUGGUCACACUUUGGAGCAGCCUUCUCAGGCAUGGCAUAUGGCUUUUUAACUAUUCCAACACUUCAGUUGAAUGAUACAUCAUCAGGAACCAGUCAAGAAGAAGGACUCAAACUUGUUAGAAAACAAGGUGAUUCUUGCAAAUCACUAUUCAUAUUCACCAUAUUCAUCGUUGUUCUAAGCUCAUUCCUAUUGUUCAUGGAGCCCCCACCAAAUGCACUGGCAUCUGUCAAUGCAGCAGCCUUUGAUGCCCUGGAAUAUGUGUUGAUAUUUGGCUGAUGCAACAUGUCAUCUACUCAUAAGGUUUCUGAACCAGAUUCACUUUGUGGGAAGGUACUUGCAAUUGCCCUACAAAGACAUGCAUAUUGUAAAAAAGGAAGUAAAAAGUGGGAAGUGAAAGAGAGGUACUUGUCACUUAGGUAGUUGUAUAAGAAUAUUAUAGGGUUACAAAAAGUAAGUUGUAUAUGCUAAGUCCACGGCCUAAUAAACUGUUGCAAACAAUAUUUUCAAGAGUAGAUUACAGUUCCCAUAUCUGAUAGAUGCUUAAAAUACAAAGCUCUUUUACCUCCGGUGUGUAAAGUUGCAUAUGCUAAGUCCCUUUUAUUGUAAAUAAGAUUUUAUGAUUGUACGAGAGUUAUAUGUUUAUUUUAGUUUAGUUUGUUGGCCCA
Molecule: messenger RNA, 2056 nt
Organism: Vigna unguiculata (cowpea)
Lineage: Eukaryota; Viridiplantae; Streptophyta; Magnoliopsida; Fabales; Fabaceae
Product: Rhomboid-related intramembrane serine protease family protein
Cellular component (GO): membrane
Molecular function (GO): serine-type endopeptidase activity
Source: RefSeq, a predicted model, not a curated record